UUGUAUGUUUGAGAGAUCCUUGGGCUUUAUCAGCAGGCCUGGACGCUUAGCCUGCUUUAUAUUUCUUCUUGUUCCGUAAACCCUUGAGAGUUGAGAUUGCUUUUUCACCUCUUGAUUUUCUAAUCAAAAGCACAAACAAACUCAUAAUCACUGCAAAGUGUAGUUAUGGCUUAUGUGGAUGAUGAUGGUUCGUCGGGCUCUGGAGAUGAUGUCAACAUGCUGGAUGGACACAACAAGCGUCAAUCUGUGACGCCAGGAGGUUCUGGUCGUGGGAAGAGGAGUCGUAAGGCUACUGGUGAUGCCAUUGUGGAUGCUAUGCUGGAAAUUGCUGCUGCUUCUAAAAUGAGGGCAGCUGCUAUUAUGAAGAAUGAGGAUCGGUUUUCUAUAAGUAAAUGCAUCAAAGUAUUGGAUGAGAUGCAAGGUGUUGAUCAACGGAUUUACUUUCUUGCCUUGGAUUUAUUUGAGAACCCCAAUGCCAGGGAGAUAUUUAUCUCACUAAAGAGUGAGAAAAGGUUGCCAUGGUUGCAGGGAAAAUGUAAUGCUACCCCUAGCUGAAUUAGUUUCGAUUGACUCUUUUAGUAGUGUAUUUUUCUUAGUCACUAAUAAUGGUUAUGCUGUGUAUGUAGAAAGUACUCAAGAAACCUCAUGCAGCUGUAACUAGUUUGACUUCAUGAUUAAUGGCUGUUUUGCAAGUUUAAUGAUCUUAAAUGAUAGAGAGCACUGUGACUUUCCAUUGUUUGGUUAUGAGCGUAACAGGGUUAUUCAAGAAGAUUUCAGUGAAAGCAUAAGCCGGCAUUUCAAUAAUGUGUUGAAGGAAUCAUGUCACUUUCACGUGAAUUCAUACAACCACCACCUAUGGUCACUCCUCCAGAUACUCUGUCUAGAUAGUAUCGGUGUCAUAGAUGGCAUGCAUGUUCCUGCACAUCAACCAGCCAAGGACCAAUCUCGAUUUCGUAAUAAGAAAGGUGUUUUAUCACAAAAUAUUUUGGCCGUUUGCACAUUUGACUUGCAGUUUACAUUUAUUUAUCCGGGCGGGGAAGGCUCUGUUGCAGAUUCUCGUCUAUCAAGAGCAGUCCUUGAUGAUCCUGAUCAAAACUUCCCUAGCAUACCUGAAGGAAAAUACCGUCACAGGAUACUCAAAUCUGGAAGGUUUUAUUGCUCCAUAUCCAGAAGUUCGCUAUCACCUUCAUGAAUUUAGAGGUGCCAAUCGGCUGCCUAAAAAUCCACAUGAACUGUUUAAUCACCGACAUUCUUCUUUUAGAAACGUCAUCCAGAGAUCUUUCAAUGUGCUGAAAACACGAUCUCCUGUUCUCAAAGCUGCCCCUCAAAUACGGAUUUCAUGUCCAAAGGGACAUAGCUAUUGCUGCAUGCGUUUCGAAAAUGGGUGAUCAGUCAUCCUAUUUUUUUUCCCCAUAAAUACAUUAUCUGCACGUCACCAGGUGCACAGAGCAAAUUGGUGAACCUCGAAUAAUUCCAACAUGAAUUUAUCUGCUAAAUACAUCUUUUGCAUGUCACCACGUGUGCCUAAAGCAAAUAUGUCAACAUCGGAUAAUUCCAACAUCAACUUAUCCAGAGGCAGUAAAGGGAAAGAGGAAGACAAGGUGACGUCAUAAAGAGAUAAGGAUGUUGGCACCUAUAUAUAUAUAUAUAUAUGUAUAUAUAUG
Messenger RNA from Populus trichocarpa (black cottonwood), 1664 nucleotides. RefSeq lists its product as uncharacterized. The coding region runs from base 671 to 1192 and encodes 173 amino acids. The record is from RefSeq and is a predicted model, not a curated record. The transcript has 4 exons. Lineage: Eukaryota; Viridiplantae; Streptophyta; Magnoliopsida; Malpighiales; Salicaceae.